AUGGAUUGUCCUGAAAUAGCUCCCGAGCAUCCACCCAAUGAUAGCGUUCAUAGCAUAGAGACAGUACCUCUCAUCUCUGUUACGCCGCCUUCAGCUGAUAGGCAAGCACAGAGCGACACGCUUCAGUCAGAAGGGGCGCAGUGCAACAAUCUUACACCUACUGCACUUGACGAUGAGUUAGCUGUGUCCAGUGAUACUUCAACCACUCCUGACAGUACACCCGCCUUGCCUGGUCCUGGUCCUGGUCCAAUGGCUCUAGAGCUUCGAUCCGGCAAGAACAUGGACGCAGAUCCUGCUCCUUGCAAGUUACACACCCUGCCAAACAUUACCAAGGUGUCGCAUGUGAUUCAAAUCAAGGAUGUAGCUACUCCCAACGAAACUGCACAGGAGCCAUCUGAAGGUAGUGCUCCAAAACUGUACAUUCCAGCAAUUCCGUACUCACGUACAUUAGGCGCAGCUAUCGCUAAUACGCGCGCUCAAGGAGCUGCCUUGCGCGAGCACCGGCGCAAGAAUCCCAUUAUCAAAAGCCCCCCACCUUCAUCUACCAGUCAAUCCACGCUUGAUCGUUCGCUGGUACCCCAAAGCGGCAUUACUGGGAAUCGCCUUGUUGACAGUGUAAUUGAUGAUCUACAGAACUCUUGUUACUGUCUCUGGGUUGGUGAUGCUAAACAAAUUGUCAAGUCUUGCGAGUGGGUAAAGAAUACAGUGACUAACUCGUACACUUUGAUGUGGAAGAGCGAUUGUCCACUUAAACCUACAGGAGGGGAUGGGACCGCCUUAGUUGGGUGGAUUGGGCAAGUGUCAGGCAAGCUCUCCAAGCUAACACCGGAUGCGGGGUGGACAUAUCCAAGUAACAUGCAACAGAAUCAAUACAAUGCUGGGCUUUGCGACAAAAAGCGCACAGUCAGCUUAGGCCGACCAGAUGUGGCCACUCGAUUCCCUCAUCAAAUAUGGGACACCCAAGUGAAGGGUGUUACUGCAAUUCAAGAGCAUGGUCGGCGGCUUGCCAACGCAAAGAGCCCAGUUACUAUGAUAAGCUCUUUCUAUGAGCCAGAGAACGAUUGCUUUUGCGCACGAACUCCCAUGUUUCUACCUCCUCCUGUCCUAGUUGUUGAUUCAGAUGAUGAGGACUUGCAAUCUCACAAUGAAGGGGAGGAGUCUUAUGACGAUGAACAGGAUAAUGAGAUUCCACCUACUCAUUGGCACCCUACUUGGCAGAUUACUUUGCCACGGGUGGAAGCACUAAUAGAACAAUUGUCUGAACAAGGCUAUCAACCGCAGAUCAUUAAUGCACGCAAUCGAUUCAACAAGCUUAUUCACCCAAACAACGUUUAUGCAACCUUGAAUGGUACAAUUGCUUACGUCUAUGCAACUCUUGAGAAGCAAUUAUUUACAAGUUCAAAGUAUCCGGGGGGCAGGGCAUGGCGAUUCUCUGCUAAUCUUGUUCAAGUCCAAGCAUUGAAGGCACCUCCAGCUCCAAAACCAUCAUCUUUGAAACGCAAGGCACACAGCUAUAAUAUGUCCAAUAUCUACAAGGAGGGACAUGGAACUGAGGGGGGAUCCAGUUCAAAGCGAGUGAAGUUUUAG
Rhizoctonia solani is the source of this 1587-nucleotide messenger RNA. RefSeq lists its product as uncharacterized. Lineage: Eukaryota; Fungi; Basidiomycota; Agaricomycetes; Cantharellales; Ceratobasidiaceae. Bases 1 to 1587 code for a protein of 528 amino acids. The record is from RefSeq and is a predicted model, not a curated record. The transcript is spliced from 4 exons.